This is a messenger RNA of Ilex paraguariensis (yerba mate), 564 nucleotides long. NCBI's taxonomy places the organism in Eukaryota, Viridiplantae, Streptophyta, Magnoliopsida, Aquifoliales, Aquifoliaceae. The record is from the annotation of a GenBank genome assembly.
AUGGAAAGCAAGCCAGUGAUUGUUGCUAAAGCCACCAGUGAUUAUUCCCAAGGAAAAAUGGAAUGCAACCAAGUGACUACUGCUAAAUCCACCAGUGCUGAUUCCUCAUCGCCUUCGCCGGUUGAGAUUGUCGAUGGAAAUUCCUCCCCGCAGAAAAUAGAAAACACACAUGUGACUACUGCUGAAGCCACCAAUGGUGAUUCCUUAUCCCCGGUUGAAAUGGCGCGCCGAUUCCGAAGCACACCUAGGAAGCAAGGAGAAGAGGAAGAGAUUCCUGAAGAGAUGGCAGUCUGUGAAUUCUGUUGCAGAGUAUUAGAAGAAAAUGUGAGCAAGGCAAAAUGUCAUUGUGGAACGGCACUUGUUCAUGACGAAUGCACAUCUAACCGACUUAGAGUGGAAGGAAAUAACAAGUGUAAAGCCUGCGGCCAAGAUUUCGAAAACUUACCAGUAACUUUGCUUCGACGCCCCUUUGAUGGUGGGAAUAAGGGGCAAGUGGGCAAGAAACAAAGUCUGUUAUCACGAUUGAAAAGGUAUUGCAAUCUGCAAGUCACCCUCACACAAUAA